Molecule: messenger RNA, 2595 nt
Organism: Nerophis lumbriciformis (worm pipefish)
Lineage: Eukaryota; Metazoa; Chordata; Actinopteri; Syngnathiformes; Syngnathidae
Source: RefSeq, a predicted model, not a curated record
AUGAUGAAGCCAGAACCUGCGUCAGCCACGGCGGACAAUGGGUCCUCUGCCGGUAACAGUGGGGGAAGUGGAAGCUCAAGCAUACGUAGCGCCUCGCCACAUCGGAACGCAUAUGAAGCAGGUCUGGCUGCACUAAAGAAGGCCACUGAUCACCUCAACGGAGGCUAUGACGCCACCUCGAAGCCAGCACCGCUACCUCGGCCAAAUGGAAGAGGUCGUAGAUAUGGAUCCAAUGUUCAUCGCAUCAAGAAUAUGUUCAUGCAGAUGCAAUCACCAGGAGAUGAGGAAGAUGUUGCCAAAGUAAUCGGAAACGAGCAGGCCGUCAAACUGUCCCUGCCGAGGGCAUCGAGCCUCAACGAGAACGUCGACCACAGCGCCCUACUCAAACUCGGGGGCACCGUUUCAGAGAGGGUCAAUCGUUUUGACACCAAAACAGAUGGAGAAGGUCCGAGUUCUUCAUCAGGCUUGUCCAAACUACAGGAAACCAGGAGGAUGUUUGAGCAACGGACACUACAGGAGAAACAAGCUGCUACCAACAGGAUUUUGCUGAAGAAGGAGCGAGCUUCUGGCUUUCAGGACAGCCGCCUGGAUGUUGUGGCACGCUUUAAUGGUUCUACGGAGGCUUUGGACUGCUUGGAUGACACUCCUAUUCCUGCUCCUGCUCCUGUUCCUGUCGCUGCAGCUGAUUUUGGCCCUGCUGAGGCUGUCAGCCCCACUGUGAGCCAGCUCAGCGCAGUGUUUGAGAAGGCUGAUCUACAAAACAAUCUCUACCUCCCCAACCGUCGGUCAAGACCUGCCCCAGGGCCAAAGCCAAAACUUCCCGCCAAAGCAGGGCCUGCUAGGAGUCGGGAGAGCACAUUUGUGGGGAAGCAGUUGGACAAGGAUGUGACUUCGGGGACGGUGAACAGCCUGGCGGCAGAGGCAGAGGUGACGGAUCCAGUCCCACUGUGUGACAUUGGUGAAGAGGGUGUAAGCGAGGAGGAUAGACUUAGACAUUCAGGAGAUCAGCACGCCAACACAGAAGCUGCGUCAACCUCUUCCCAUACAGAGGACAAACCAGUUUCAGAAUCCCAGGUUGGCUUGACGGAAGACAGGGGCUCUAGUACCUCGGCUAUAUCUGGUCAGGAGCCACUACCUGUGGAGCAGGAUUGUAGUAGGGGGGAUAUUGAGGCUGGAGCCAGGUUGGUUCAAGCUGAUGUACACGUUUCACUUGAAAAUGGGCAAAAAGAGCCACCGGCUUUUAAAGUUACUGACUCUGAAAGGCCGGGCGAUGAAGUGGAAGAUGAUGACGAUGGCUCGAGAAAGGAGGAUUACUCCGAGGGUGAUCUUGUGGACGUGAGUGCAUACAGCGGCAUUGGUGAGGACGACUCCGGAGGAAGCCAGCUGGAUGAUGAUGACGAUGAGGAAGACGAGGAAGCAUAUCAGCCUGAAAGCAGUUGCACAGAAAUUGAGGGUCUUCCCGCAGAGGAGGAGCCUGUGCCCAGCAAUAGGAAGAUUCGAUUUAGCACUGAGCCCAUCAAGGUAUUCGCCACCUACUGUAAUGAAGACUACGAUCGGCGUAAUGAUGACGUGGACCCCAUGGCAGCGUCGGCUGAGUAUGAGCUGGAGAAGAGAGUUGAGAAGCUGGAUCUGUUUCCUGUUGAGCUACAGAAGGAUAACGACGGCCUGGGAAUAAGUAUCAUAGGAAUGGGUGCAGGAGCUGAUAUGGGUCUGGAGAAACUGGGCAUCUUUGUCAAAACAGUUACUGAGGGUGGAGCUGCGCAGCGAGAUGGCAGGAUACAAGUGAACGAUCUAAUCGUUGAAGUUGAUGGGACCAGCUUGGUUGGUGUGACUCAAAGCUUUGCUGCUUCCGUCCUACGUAACACUUCAGGCACUGUCAAGUUUGUGAUUGGUCGGGAAAAGCCGGGGGAGCAGAGUGAAGUAGCUCAGCUGAUUCAGCAAACUCUGGAACAGGAGAAGUGGCAGCGAGAGAUGAUGGAGCAACGAUACAAGCAGUACAUGGAUGAUGAUGAGGAGACAGGUGAAUAUGCGACUGAUGAGGAUGAGGAGGUGAGCCCCAUGUUUCCGAACUCUAUUGAGGUUUUUGACCUGGCUGAGCACCAAGACACGUUGUCGCCUGUGGAGCUGGACCCGGAGAAGUUGACCCACAAAUUCAAAGAGCUUCAAAUCAAACACGCAGUAACUCAAGCGGAGAUUCAGCUCCUGAAGAGGAAGUUGGCUCACGCAGAGCAGGAUAAAUUACGUUGGCGAAUGGAGCGUGCUCAGCUGGAACAAAGCAUCCGAGACAGUAAAGAAAGGAUGGAGAAACUGGAGAGUUACUGGAUGGAGGCCCAGUCGCUGUGUAAGGCAGUGGAUGAACACUUGAAGGAAACCCAGGCUCAAUACCAAACCUUGGAGCGGAAGUACAGCAAAGCCAAGAGGAUGAUCAAGGAAUAUCAGCAGAAGGAACUUGAGUACCUGAAGAAGGAGGCAGCUCACCGUCAAGCAGGGGAGGACAGCGAGGCCUCACACAAAGAAGAGGCCGACAACUUGCAAGAAAAGAUUACGGACCUAGAGACCCAAGUGGAUGCUCUGAAGCCCUCCAACCCCUCCUAG